AUGUCGUCCGGAAAGAAGACCGCCGGCAAGUCCGCCAUCGACCAGGUUGUCGCUCGCGAGUACACCAUCCACCUCCACAAGAGAUUACAUGGUGCCUCCUUCAAGAAGCGCGCCCCCAAGGCCAUCAAGGAGAUCAAGGAGUUUGCCCAGAAGGCCAUGCAAACUACUGAUGUCCGCAUCGACCCCCAGCUGAACAAGAAGGUGUGGGAGCAGGGUGUCAAGGGUGUCCCCUACAGAAUCCGCGUGCGCAUCAGCCGACGACGCAACGACGAGGAGGACGCCAAGGAGAAGCUCUACAGCUACGUCCAGGCCGUCAACGUCAAGAACCCCAAGGGCCUGGUGACCGUUGUCGUUGAGGAAUAA
Molecule: messenger RNA, 363 nt
Organism: Pestalotiopsis fici W106-1
Lineage: Eukaryota; Fungi; Ascomycota; Sordariomycetes; Amphisphaeriales; Sporocadaceae
Product: 60S ribosomal protein L31
Exons: 3
Coding region: 1-363 (120 amino acids)
Biological process (GO): cytoplasmic translation
Cellular component (GO): ribosome; cytosolic large ribosomal subunit
Molecular function (GO): structural constituent of ribosome
Source: RefSeq, a predicted model, not a curated record